Molecule: messenger RNA, 5113 nt
Organism: Mya arenaria
Lineage: Eukaryota; Metazoa; Mollusca; Bivalvia; Myida; Myidae
Product: sushi, von Willebrand factor type A, EGF and pentraxin domain-containing protein 1-like
Exons: 14
Coding region: 145-4659 (1504 amino acids)
Cellular component (GO): extracellular region
Molecular function (GO): chitin binding
Source: RefSeq, a predicted model, not a curated record
CACCGCGAUCGUUGAUUGGCUGAACGCUUAAGUAUGGACGUUUAUAAGCGUCGAAAACCAAAGUGAAGCCAAUUACUAAGGUUUUGGUGUAACAAGUGAAGUUAUCUUUAAAGGAUUUAAUUAUAUUUUUGAAAAAGGGUUGAUAUGGUAGCCUUACGGCAUGUGCUGAUCUCGUGCGCCGUCAUGCUGCACCUGGCGUUAUGCGUUCCGCCCCCAGCAGUGGGUGUGGACCCUAGAGAAUGUCGCUCCCUGAUGGACCUGUUCCUCGUCAUUGACGGCUCAGACAGUAUCCUACCUCAAGACUUUGUUACGCUGCAGCGAGCCAUCGCUAGCUUUGUGCCGCAGAUCGAUCUCGGUGAGAACAAGGCGCGUAUCGGUAUGCUCGUGUAUAGCUCGACAGUGCCGAUGGCCAGCUUGCACAGUUUCUCGUCAACAAAGUCUCAAAUCAUUGACUGGGCCAUAUCGCUCCAGCACCCGCAGGACGGCACUAACACCGCGCUGGGCAUCGAGAAAAUGAUUGAAAUGUUUGACAUGGAUGGACGUCGAAAUAAUGUUCCAUGGAUGGGCGUGGUGAUAACAGACGGCAAUAGCAAAAGGCCGACAGAGACACAAAUGCAAGCUAAGAGGGCCGCGAAGAAGGGUAUCAACAUGUUCGCUGUGGGCGUCGGGCACAGCAUCUCGACUACAGAGCUGGUAAACAUCGCCUCUACUCCUAACCAGGCGUUUCCUAUUGACAAUUUCCAGCAGCUUGCCGACAAACUCGUCAACAUGAUGGCCGUAAUCUGCCCCUGCCCUGUGCCACCGUCAAUUACGAAUAGCCGUUGUUCUGCCGGCGCCCGAGCUAUAGGCACUGUCCGCGAGUAUACUUGCCUUGACGGCUACCUGCAGCGUGGCAACGGAGUUAUGAAGUGCCAAAACGACUUCACAUGGACACCUAUUGAUCCAACCUUCGAAUGUGUCGCCUGCAGCAUGACACCACCAAUUGUUAGAUACGGUGUAUGUGGAACCGGUGAGAUACUAAUUGGCAGUCACAGAUCAUUCACGUGUGAGCCGGGAUACAUGCCCGAUGGUGACCCCAAAAUAGUCUGUCUAGCGGACGCAACAUGGAGUAUUCCAAACUUCAGGUGUGUUCCUUGUGGUGACCCACCAGUCAUUCCAAAUGCAAACUGUGGAGAAGGUAGCAAUCUGCUAGGAUCACAAAGAUUCUACAAAUGCUUGCCAGGAUAUUUGCCGGACGGAAACCCAAUGAUAGAAUGUAACCAGUUGGCCAAGUGGACAGUUCUUAAUUUCCGAUGUCUCGCAUGCGGCAUCACACCAGAUAUACCCAAUGGUGUAUGCGGAGGUGGUGAUCACAUUAUUGGCGCGAUGAGAAUGUACACAUGUGAUGAAGGUUACAAACCUGUGGGCAACCCGCAAAUCAGAUGUACUCAAGAUGCUAUGUGGACAGCUCCUGAAUUACAAUGUGUCGCAUGCGGCGCCACACCAGAUAUACUCAAUGGUGUAUGCGGAGGUGGUGAUCACAUUAUUGGCGCGAUGAGAAUGUACACAUGUGAUGAAGGUUACAAACCUGUGGGCAACCCGCAAAUCAGAUGUACUCAAGAUGCUACGUGGACAGCUCCUGAAUUACAAUGUGUCGCAUGCGGCGCCACACCAGAUAUACUCAAUGGUGUAUGCGGAGGUGGUGCUCACAUUAUUGGCGCGAUGAGAAUGUACACAUGUAAUGAAGGUUACAAACCUGUGGGCAACCCACAAAUCAGAUGUACUCAAGAUGCUACGUGGACAGCUCCUGAAUUACAAUGUGUCGCAUGCGGCGUCACACCAGAUAUACUCAAUGGUGUAUGCGGAGGUGGUGAUCACAUUAUUGGCGCGAUGAGAAUGUACACAUGUGAUAAAGGUUACAAACCUGUGGGCAACCCGCAAAUCAGAUGUACUCAAGAUGCUACGUGGACAGCUCCUGAAUUACAAUGUGUCGCAUGCGGCGUCACACCAGACAUACCCAAUGGUAAAUGCGGAGGUGGUGAUCACAUUAUUGGCGCGAUGAGAAUGUACACAUGUGAUGAAGGUUACAAACCUGUUGGCAACGCGCAAAUUAGAUGUACUCAAGAUGCUACGUGGACAGCUCCUGAAUUACAAUGUGUCGCAUGCGGCGUCACACCAGAUAUACUCAAUGGUGUAUGCGGAGGUGGUGAUCACAUUAUUGGCGCGAUGAGAAUGUACACAUGUGAUGAAGGUUACAAACCUGUGGGCAACCCGCAAAUCAGAUGUACUCAAGAUGCUACGUGGACAGCUCCUGAAUUACAAUGUGUCGCAUGCGGCGCCACACCAGUUAUACUCAAUGGUGUAUGUGGAGGUGGUGAUCACAUUAUUGGCGCGAUGAGAAUGUACACAUGUAAUGAAGGUUACAAACCUGUGGGCAACCCACAAAUAAGAUGUACUCAAGAUGCUACGUGGACAGCUGCUGAAUUACAAUGUGUCGCAUGCGGCGUCACACCAGAUAUACUCAAUGGUGUAUGCGGAGGUGGUGAUCACAUUAUUGGCGCGAUGAGAAUGUACACAUGUGAUAAAGGUUACAAACCUGUGGGCAACCCGCAAAUCAGAUGUACUCAAGAUGCUACGUGGACAGUUCCUGAAUUACAAUGUGUCGCAUGCGGUGCCACACCAGAUAUACUCAAUGGUGUAUGCGGAGGUGGUGAUCACAUUAUUGGCGCGAUGAGAAUGUACACAUGUGAUAAAGGUUACAAACCUGUGGGCAACCCACAAAUCAGAUGUACUCAAGAUGCUACGUGGACAGCUCCUGAAUUACAAUGUGUCGCAUGCGGCGUCACACCAGAUAUACUCAAUGGUGUAUGCGGAGGUGGUGAUCACAUUAUUGGGGCGAUGAGAAUGUACACAUGUGAUGAAGGUUACAAACCUGUGGGCAACCCACAAAUCAGAUGUACUCAAGAUGCUACGUGGACAGUCCCUGAAUUACGAUGUGUCGCAUGCACCGACACACCAGUCAUGCCGCUUAGUAGCUGUCAGGGUUCGGAACACAAGAUAGGAACUAUCAGACAUUAUGUAUGCGACACUGGAUAUUUUAUGUUCGGCAAUCCACAAAUCAAGUGUAACGACGACGCCAUGUGGUCACAACCUGAAUUCGAAUGCAUACCAUGUUCCGAUACUCCGGUGGUAAUGAACGCCAAGUGUGGAUCAGGGGGCCACCUUAUUGGAAACACACGUAUUUAUUCCUGUCUCGAAGGCUACAUUUUGCAAGGGAAUCCAAAAAUCGAGUGCAUGCCAAACGCCAAGUGGUCCGUCCCAACAUUGAAAUGCAUAGAUUGCGGAGCACCGCCGAAAAUCCCAUACGCUUACACAAGUCUGGGAUCAACGGCGAUCGGAAGCACCGUGGAGUAUCACUGCGAGACCGGAUAUGACUUGUACGGCCGCGGAGAAGUUAGCUGUAAUGCCAACGGAAUGUGGACCGAGACGAACUUCAGGUGUGAAUUAAAGCCGACAACAACCACGACAACUCCCUCACCAGUUCCCAGCGACCCGUCAGUGUGUGACGCCUGUCGCUACAUCAACGGUGUGGGCUACAACAACCAUCCAUACGAUUGCAGUCAGUACGUACAGUGUUUCCUUGGUCGACGAGGUAUAGAGCCAGUCUACCGCCGCUGUCCAUUCGGUCUGUUCUGGGACCAGAAUGUCCUCACAUGCCGACCUGCUGAUCAGGUGGUCUGUCCGUUUGACAUGUGCAAGAUGUCCGGCGUGCUGGGUUACCGCCACUCUGACUUUAGCCGGUGCUGCUCCUACAUGAAGUGCGAAGGAGGCCGAGCUUUCGGCCGGUGCUGUGGAAAGGGUUACUCCUUCGACACGGCUUCCCAGCAGUGCGUGUAUAACCCAGGGUGUGAGGACGACUGCCCAUUCGACGAUGAGGUUCCAGUUUGUGAUCUGCGUCCAGCAGCCAGCGAGGUAAUGUACGAGCAGCACAUUGGUAACGGUUUCUGGGUCCCGAUGCACUGCGCUCCGGGAACGGCAUUCAAUCCCGUGGACUGCAGGUGCUCCCUCCAACUCAUAGAAGUCCCUGACAGCCCCCGCAAACAAGUUUGCAAGCCAGAGGUGUACUUGCCGUUUACGACUGGUUUCGAUGAUCGCUCCGGAAAGAACGUGCCCGUUUACCCCGAGAACGUCACCAUCAUUAAUGGCGAGGCAUACUUCAACGGCCGGUCUCGCAUCCUCAUCAACCGCUACUCGAAUGUGGAAUUUCGGGGCGAUCUUGUGAUCAAGUUCCGCUACAAGGAGGUUCGGGAGGGUGCCGAAUUUCAACAGCUUCAGGCGCUCGUCACUAACGGCGACUGCGGGGACGAUCCGUCCAUUGUGAUUGCCAAGAUGCCACAGUUUGUUCUUCUUGGUUGCAAGACGGACGUCCCGAAAUCGUUUGCUCUUCCUACUCUAGACAAGGAAUGGAAGGAAGUUAUAUAUCUACACGAUGAGCGGAAGCUGGAGGGUCACGUUUGUGGGGCGUCAAUGAACAAGUGGUCGUACGGACCCAUCCAGGCUACCCACUGCGCCAUGCAGAUCGGCUAUGGUCACGGUCUAACCUCGUACCACGGAUAUAUCGACGAUUUUACCGUGUAUCAGUGCAGACCGCGACAGGACAUUCUAACCAUCAACUACUAAACUACUGCUAGUAGCCAUAUGUGACAACUUCUGAACGUCUGCUAGCAGCCAUCUGUGAUAAAUCCGACGCCCUGACGAUAGGCGGAUGCCGCUUACUAUGUAUUGGAAACUUUACAAACUUCUGGAAAUAUAUUUGGGAAUAUUGCUUGCAGUAGAUAGUAGGAUAGUUUGGAUAACAUGGCACGCAUACAUUGAACAUUCACUUGUUUUACUUUUGAAAUUUAUGUUAAAUGAGAGUGAUUCAUUUUAUUAAUCACGUGUUUGUUUGUGGCUGAUGAGUUUACAUCUGUUCUAUUUAUUUAUAUUCAUCUUAUCUUCACAUCAAUUAUUGUUAUAGCUUAAUGUGAAUAAAUUGUGCAAUAUUCGUUUUUAUCAUCACACAAACUAUGCAUAAUAAUGUUUCAUUGUAAAACUUACCAUAAUAUAUAUUCGAAAUAAAAAGAUUUCAAUGAUA